CUCUCCCUCUGGCGUGCGAGCUGCCGGCAGGAGCCCCCAGGUAAACACCGCCGCUGAAACCCUCUAGUGCUCCUGCCUCGGGAAAACCUCCGACUUCGGGAUCACAGCUCGGCUUUUAGGAUGGACAGAAGCUGGAUGACCUUCUGAUGGGCUUUAGCUUCGGGUGUGGAUGUGGACGUUUUUCUCUCAGAUGACAGAAUCACUCCAACUUCCCCUUGGCCGUUGCUUCCUUCCCUUGCAGGUAGCUGGAUCUUGUUUUCCUUAAAAAAUCUUUUCCUUCCAAAUUUGCCUGCCAUGCCAACUGUCAUUAGCGCAUCUGUGGCCCCACGGACGGGGGCGGAGCCCAGGUCCCCGGGGCCGAUUCCCCAGCCGGGCGAAGGCAAGACCACCGAGGCUGGGGGCGCAAACCCAAGUGGCAUCUAUUCGGCCAUCAUCAGCCGCAAUUUCCCCAUUAUUGGAGUGAAAGAGAAGACAUUUGAGCAGCUUCGUAAGAAAUGUCUAGAAAAGAAGGUUCUUUAUCUGGAUCCGGAGUUCCCACCAGAUGAGACCUCUCUCUUUUACAGCCAGAAGUUCCCCAUCCAGUUCAUCUGGAAGAGACCUCCGGAAAUUUGUGAGAAUCCCCGAUUUAUCAUCGGUGGAGCCAACAGAACUGACAUCUGUCAAGGAGAUCUAGGGGACUGCUGGUUUCUCGCAGCCAUUGCUUGCCUGACCCUGAACGAGCGCCUGCUUUUCCGAGUCAUACCCCAUGAUCAGAGUUUCACCGAAAACUACGCGGGGAUCUUCCACUUCCAGUUCUGGCGCUAUGGAGACUGGGUGGAUGUGGUUAUUGAUGACUGCCUGCCGACUUACAACAAUCAACUGGUUUUCACCAAAUCCAACCACCGCAAUGAAUUCUGGAGUGCUCUGCUGGAGAAGGCUUAUGCUAAGCUCCAUGGUUCCUAUGAGGCUCUGAAAGGCGGGAACACUACUGAGGCCAUGGAGGACUUCACAGGAGGGGUGACCGAGUUUUUUGAGAUCAAGGAUGCUCCCAGAGACAUGUACAAGAUCAUGAAGAAAGCCAUCGAGAGAGGCUCCCUCAUGGGCUGCUCCAUUGAUGAUGGCACAAACAUGACCUAUGGAACCUCACCUUCUGGACUGAAAAUGGGGGAGUUGAUUGCGCGGAUGGUGAGGAAUAUGGAUAACUCACAGCUCAGGGACUCAGACCUCGUCCCCAGAGGCUCAGAUGACAGACCGACCCGGACAAUUGUUCCGGUUCAGUAUGAAACAAGAAUGGCUUGCGGGCUAGUCAAGGGCCAUGCCUACUCUGUCACUGGGCUGGAGGAGGCCCUGUUCAAGGGAGAGAAAGUGAAGCUGGUGCGGCUGCGGAACCCCUGGGGCCAGGUGGAGUGGAACGGCUCCUGGAGUGAUGGUUGGAAGGACUGGAGCUUUGUAGACAAAGCUGAGAAGGCUCGUCUGCAGCACCAGGUCACUGAGGAUGGAGAGUUCUGGAUGUCAUAUGACGAUUUCAUCUACCAUUUCACAAAGCUGGAGAUCUGCAACCUCACGGCCGAUGCCCUGGAGUCCGACAAGCUGCAGACGUGGACAGUGUCCGUGAAUGAGGGCCGCUGGGUGAGGGGCUGCUCUGCCGGAGGCUGCCGCAACUUCCCAGACACUUUCUGGACCAAUCCCCAGUACCGUCUGAAGCUCCUGGAGGAGGACGAUGACCCCGACGACUCUGAGGUGAUCUGCAGCUUCCUGGUGGCCCUGAUGCAGAAGAACCGGCGGAAGGACCGGAAGCUGGGGGCCAACCUGUUCACCAUUGGCUUUGCCAUCUACGAGGUUCCCAAAGAGAUGCAUGGGAACAAACAACACCUGCAGAAGGACUUCUUCCUGUACAAUGCUUCCAAGGCCAGGAGCAAAACCUACAUCAAUAUGCGAGAGGUGUCCGAGCGCUUCCGCCUGCCUCCCAGCGAGUACGUCAUUGUACCCUCCACCUAUGAGCCCCACCAGGAGGGAGAAUUCAUCCUCCGGGUCUUCUCCGAAAAGAGGAACCUCUCUGAGGAAGUUGAAAAUACAAUCUCCGUGGAUCGGCCAGUGAAAAAGAAAAAAACCAAGCCCAUCAUCUUCGUUUCGGACAGAGCAAACAGCAACAAGGACCUGGGCGUGGACCAGGAAUCAGAGGAGGGCAAAGACAAAACAAGCCCUGAUAAGCAAGAGAAAGCCCCACAGCCACAGCCUGGCAACACUGACCAAGAGAGUGAGGAGCAGUUGCAAUUCCGGAACAUUUUUAGGCAGAUAGCAGGCGAUGACAUGGAGGUCUGUGCAGAUGAGCUCAAGAAUAUCCUUAACACGGUUGUGAACAAACAUAAGGACCUGAAGACACAAGGGUUCACGCUGGAGUCCUGCCGUAGCAUGAUCGCCCUCAUGGAUACAGAUGGCUCUGGGAGGCUGAACUUGCAAGAGUUCCAUCACCUCUGGAAGAAGAUUAAAGCCUGGCAGAGAAUUUUCAAACACUAUGACACAGACCAAUCUGGUACCAUCAACAGCUAUGAGAUGCGAAAUGCAGUCAAUGACGCAGGUUUUCACCUCAACAGCCAGCUCUAUGACAUCAUUACCAUGCGCUAUGCAGACAAACACAUGAACAUCGACUUCGACAGCUUCAUCUGCUGCUUCGUCAGGCUGGAGGGCAUGUUCAGAGCUUUUAAUGCAUUUGACAAGGAUGGAGACGGUAUCAUCAAACUCAACGUUCUAGAGUGGCUGCAGCUCACCAUGUAUGCCUGA
Odobenus rosmarus divergens (Pacific walrus) is the source of this 2760-nucleotide messenger RNA. It is a transcript of the gene CAPN3, whose product is annotated as calpain 3, (p94). Gene Ontology annotation, molecular function: calcium ion binding; calcium-dependent cysteine-type endopeptidase activity. Lineage: Eukaryota; Metazoa; Chordata; Mammalia; Carnivora; Odobenidae. Gene Ontology annotation, biological process: proteolysis; negative regulation of apoptotic process. The record is from RefSeq and is a predicted model, not a curated record. The transcript has 24 exons. The coding region runs from base 295 to 2760 and encodes 821 amino acids. Gene Ontology annotation, cellular component: cytoplasm.